AUAACCUCAACAUUUGACAAUAUUUUAUGUGAACUUUCGUGAAUCUUGUGAGACAUUACGAAAAUGCUAUAAAAGAAGAUUUUGUAGCUUUAAAUUUACUUAGAGACUUGAUUCUGUGGAUAACGGCGAACUUGUAAAUAUAAUAAACUAGAAAUGGCAGACGAAGAAAUCAAUGGUGAUACAGAUGAUAUUCAGCAUGACAAAGACAAAACUCAAAAGAAAACCGCUAAACAUGAUAGCGGAGUGGCGGACUUGGAAAAAGUUACUGAUUAUGCUGAAGAAAUGGAAAUAUCCUCCCAAGACAUAUCAGGCGCACUUUCAUUAAUUGGAGACCGAAGAAACAAAGAAGCUGCUGAACGUUUAGAGAAAGAACAAGAAUUACAAAAAGUUUCAGUCAAAAAAGAUGACAUAGAGUUAAUUGUGAGUAAAAAUCUAAAUGAAAAGUACAAACAACUUCUAUCACAUCUAGUAGCUUUCAAAAUUUGUUUAUGGUUUGAGGUAUAUAAUUAUGGAGAAGGAACUGUCUAUCUAUAGUGCUUAUAAAAUUCUAAUUAAUCAAAUUUUGAUUGAAAGUACUUUUGCAUACUUCAAAUCACUUUGACUUUAGGUUUUUUUUUUAUUGCUUUGAUGGAUGGACAAGCUCACAGCCCACCUGGUGUUAAGUGGUUACUGGAGCCCAUAGACAUCUACAACGUAAAUGCGCCACCCACCUCGAAAGCUGUUAAUUUACUAAAAUCUUAGCUGUUAAUUUAAUAAAAUCAUUUGCAUGUAGAUGAUGUAGCAUACAUGGUAGUAUGUUCAAGAGCCAUACCAAAUAUGCUCCUUGUUUUGAUAAAUUAAAAACAAUAAAUAGAAUUAUAUUGUAAUCUUAAUAAUUUAAUAUUACCUAUUGUAGAUCUUUUUGAUAACUUGACUUAAUUGAAGUAUUUAGGUAGGAUAUUAUUAUAUCACAAUUGAGACUCCCUCUGUACUGUAACCAUAUCAGCACUGAUCUUUCUACAAUAUUCCUUAAGCACAUUGAUAUAAAUUACUUUAGAUGAGGGUUGAAAAGAAUGUACUGGAGGUACCAGCUUAGUUGUGCUCCAUAAUAUUAUUGAUGUCUAUAAGCAAUCAUAGACACUCACAAGUAGGUGGGCCAUAUCUAUCAUAAAAAUGGGAAUGUCUCAAACCUGAUCGUUACAUUGACAAUGAUGGUUGCUGAUGGCUGAAUAAAAAAAUACCCUACAACCUGAUCUAUAAAAAAUAUAAUGUAUUGUCAUAUUGAUGUCCUAGUAACUUAGUAUUUGUAACCAAACUGCCUUUUUAUGCUGUCAGAAUAGAGGUAAAAUUUCUAAAUUUAACUAGCCUUUAAAUAUGUCUCUUAAAGCAAGUUUUUUUAUUUAUAGGUUAAGGAAUUGGAAAUCUCCAGAACACUGGCAGAGAGAACAUUACGGGAACACAGUGGUGAUGUAGUUGCAGCACUGACUACACUAACUAACUGAUACGGGCAUAAUUGGCAUGCUCACCUCCUAAAACUGUUAAAAAUUUAUUGUUUAAUGAAUAGAAUUUUGUAUUUGCCAAAAAAAAAAACCUUUUUUUAUUGCCUCAAUGUAACAAAUUUGUGGCUUACAUUUGACACUACUGCAAAUUAAGGAAGCUUUAAAAAGAUUGAGAAAAAUAUUUAUUUAAGUCUCAAACAAUGGAAUCUUGCAUUGACCUACCUACUGACAUACUGACCUUAAUUUUUUGUUAAAAUGAAUUGAUGAGUACAAAUAUAAAAGAAUAUAACAAAAGUCAUCAAAGAAUUCAACAAUUCUUUGGCACGAGUUUUACGACCGACCGUCUGCUUGAUAUCUGCUUGUUGACCUUCCUUGGGAAUGCUAUCGUUGAUAUAAGACUGUAAGCCUGAAAAAGUUUCUUAGUCGCCUUUUACGACCCCGAUGGGAUUUUUCUUUUUUUAUGGGGAAUUUUUCUAGUGAAAUACCUAUUCAACAAAUGUUCACGAUUGACUUCCACUGUGAAGGAAUAACAUAGUGUAAUAAAAAUCAAACGGACAAAAUUAUAAUUUGCGUACUUAGUGGUGGUAGGACCUCUUAUGAGUCCGCGUGGGUAGAACCACCACUCUGCUUAUUACUGCCGUGACGCAGUAAUGCGUUUCAGUUUGAAGGGUGGGGCAGCCGCUGUAACUAUACUUGAGACCUUAGAACUUAUAUCUCAAGGCGGAUAGCGCAUUUACGUCGUAGAUGUCUAUGGGCUCCAGUAACUACUUAACACCAGGUGGGCCGUAAGCUCGUCUACCCAUGUAAGCAAAAAAAAAAUGGGUUCGUCCAAUUCUAAUCUGGGAAGCGCAUAUCCGCAAAACAACAAAAUUACUUGGCUUGGCUGUUGGGGGGUUGUGUGUUGUUAAAAGAAGAUGACGUGAACAAUUAAUUGGGGUAUCUAUCCUUUUUACUUUUUAUGGCUCUGGAUGCUGUCGAGCAUAAUAUUAUUGUGUCCUAUCUGAUGUUGAGUGGAUACUGACGCUCAUCGACAUCAGUAAUGCGAUGGGCAUUAGAGACCCAACCGCAUAGGAGUCUAAUGAUGAUGAUGAUGAUGAUAAUAAUUUUGAUCAUUUGUUCUUACAUACCAAUAAUGUCUAAUCAUAUUUAAUGAAUCCCUUUGAAUUCGAUUGAUUUAAGCUCAAAAUGCAAUUAUUUCGAAAGGUGGCAGAUCACUUCAAUAUAUUUAACAAGUAUGUACAAAUUUUAAAAAUCAAUUACAAUUUUCUUUUCAGUUAUAUGUGCACUGUAUUAUGUGUGUUUUCUUCUAACUUCUCUUCUGUGUAUGGCGGAGGAGGUAUACUACUAUCGUGUAUCUGAAACAAAUAAAAAAUUGAUAAAAUUAUUAUAAU
This is a messenger RNA of Bombyx mori (domestic silkworm), 2869 nucleotides long. RefSeq names its product huntingtin-interacting protein K. NCBI's taxonomy places the organism in Eukaryota, Metazoa, Arthropoda, Insecta, Lepidoptera, Bombycidae. The record is from RefSeq and is a predicted model, not a curated record. Gene Ontology annotation, biological process: negative regulation of apoptotic process; protein stabilization. The coding region runs from base 154 to 534 and encodes 126 amino acids. The transcript has 2 exons.